Molecule: messenger RNA, 424 nt
Organism: Trichogramma pretiosum
Lineage: Eukaryota; Metazoa; Arthropoda; Insecta; Hymenoptera; Trichogrammatidae
Exons: 3
Coding region: 29-424 (131 amino acids)
Source: RefSeq, a predicted model, not a curated record
UUUCUAUGAACGGUUGGACCAUUACGAGAUGGACCAGACGCUGAACCACAAGCUAAUCGACUUCUAUUGGCACAGAAAGCCGAUGGGUUUUAUAGGUUACGCUUCUAUUCUGGCGGCUAGAGUAUUUCAGGACGUGCGUAUCACUUUGGGUGAUAGAGAUGAAUUACUGAGGCGUGCAAUCUUCGGUGGAGCUAGAAGGCGAAGGCGUGUAAUGCGCGAAGAUCGCUAUAUCUAUGCUGUGGAGAGAAUGGGAGCGACACUUGUGAAUCAGAACAUUUUCCAAGUUUUGCAUGACACGAAUUACCAAAUUUACAGUACACCCGGCCGCCUGUCACAAAUACCUGGAAGAAGCUAUCACGACGUGAGCCAGGGCAUCGGCUAUCUCGUCGACCAAAUGGUACAGUCACUUGGUGUUGUUGAGUGA